Molecule: messenger RNA, 1014 nt
Organism: Adineta steineri
Lineage: Eukaryota; Metazoa; Rotifera; Eurotatoria; Adinetida; Adinetidae
Source: the annotation of a GenBank genome assembly
AUGUCGUCAACAACGAAAUGUUCCAUACAAUUACAAAUAAAUCCCUGUAUAUCAACAGGAUGUGAUUCAACAAGUGAAGUUAUAUGUCGUCAUUGUCAUGAACAAUAUUGUUAUUUAUGUUUUAUGUGUCAUCGAAAAUCAUUACUAGAUGAUAUGCAAUCAAUAUCCGAACAAAUGUCAUCAAAUCGUCGUCAAGGUGUAUCGGAAGUUAUUGAAUUUAUUAAUAAACAAUCUAAAGAUGCACAUGAUCAAGCAAAAAAACUUGUUAAUGAUGUUAUUGAUCGAAUUAUUAAAGCAAGUCAAAAUAUAAAUACAUAUGUUGAAAAUCGUCGAUUAGUUAAACUUAAUCGUUUAGAAGAAUGUUUACAGACAUUUGAUAAAGAUGCUGAAUUACUUAAUUCAAAAUUAUCUCGACAAGUGUUUUUACCAGCUGAUACGCUUUUAGAAUUACGUCGUAAAUAUGCAUACAAUAUGUUUAAUAUAUCAUCAUCAUCAUCAGGAACUAAAGAUACUCAAGUUGAUAAUGAAGAAUUUUUUGAAAACUAUCGUCAUUUUGAUGAAUUAAUUAAUUUACGACAAAAAUGGACGUUUCUUCAAGCAGCUUUAACAACGGUUUAUUUUCCUGGUAAAAAAGAUUUUUCAUUAGAUAAAAUUUUAACAUUUCUUGAAUAUCGUCAUGAUCGAGUAUUAGAAAAUUAUCGAGAUUAUUUAUCAAUUAAUGAUGAAUCUAAAGAAGUAUCAUCGAAAUCAAUUGAAGAUUUAUUAAAUGAAUUAAGUUUCUUAUCGAAAAAAGAUGUUUUACCAGCAGAAACGGAAAAUUUUUCAUAUAUUAGCGAAACAUUAAAUGAUAGUGACUUAAUCAAGGUUGAUAGUGGUCAUUUUGAUGAUGAGACAUGUUCAAAUUCAAGUCAUAGUUGGCAAAUUGAAUAUAAUGAUAAAAUAGAUGAAUCAAUAAAAAAUUUUGAACAAGAUUAUCAACCAUUCUGGCUUAAUAAGCAUUAUGAAAGCUCUUAA